GGCGCGCUGGCUGAUCCCCCUCCUUGCUCCCAGCAGCCCGCGCGGUUCCGUACGGCAACAUGGCGGCUGCUACAGCGGGGUUGGUGCAGUACGUGGUGCUUCGCGGGGACCUGGCGCGGCCUCCCCGCUCGUGGCCGCUCGGUGCUGUGGUGGCUCAGGGCUGUCACGCCGCUCUGGCCGCUAUUCACGGUUACCGGGAGCAUCCCGACACCGGCGCGUACCUGGAGCAGGGCGACGCCAUGAGAACCGUGGUGCUGGAGGCUCCAGAUGAAAAUUCCCUGCUGAAUUUAGCAGAGAUAUUGAAGAAUAAAGGUGUCGAUCACUGGCUGUGGAUGGAAAAUCCCGAUGGAAUUCCCACGUGUUUGGCUCUCCGACCUUAUCCCAAAAAUCAGGUGCAGCCACACCUCAAAAAAUUCAAGCUCCUCAAGUAGAAAAAAAAGAAAAAAAAUUGAA
Molecule: messenger RNA, 453 nt
Organism: Oenanthe melanoleuca
Lineage: Eukaryota; Metazoa; Chordata; Aves; Passeriformes; Muscicapidae
Gene: PTRHD1
Product: peptidyl-tRNA hydrolase domain containing 1
Exons: 2
Coding region: 60-431 (123 amino acids)
Molecular function (GO): peptidyl-tRNA hydrolase activity
Source: RefSeq, a predicted model, not a curated record